This is a messenger RNA of Onthophagus taurus, 599 nucleotides long. The record is from RefSeq and is a predicted model, not a curated record. Lineage: Eukaryota; Metazoa; Arthropoda; Insecta; Coleoptera; Scarabaeidae.
UUUUUUUGUUAAAUAUUUACUUAUUUUAGGAUUACAUUGCAGUGAAAGAAAAGAAUGCUAAAUAUUUGCCUCACUCUGCUGGUCGUUAUGCUGCUAAAAGAUUCAGGAAGGCACAGUGUCCAAUUGUGGAACGUUUAACAAAUUCACUUAUGAUGCAUGGUCGUAACAAUGGAAAGAAAUUAAUGGCAGUCCGCAUUGUUAAACACGCUUUUGAAAUUAUCCAUUUAUUAACUGGAGAAAACCCACUUCAGAUUUUGGUAACUGCCAUUAUUAAUUCUGGACCACGUGAAGAUUCGACGCGUAUUGGUCGUGCUGGUACUGUAAGAAGACAAGCUGUGGAUGUGUCACCUUUAAGGCGUGUUAACCAAGCCAUCUGGUUGCUUUGUACUGGUGCCCGUGAAGCUGCAUUCCGUAAUAUUAAAACGAUAGCUGAAUGUUUAGCUGAUGAACUUAUCAAUGCGGCAAAGGGAUCUUCAAACUCUUAUGCUAUUAAAAAGAAGGACGAAUUGGAACGUGUAGCGAAAUCUAAUCGUUAAAAAGUGUAUUUAUAUGGUGUUCCUUUACAUUGUAUGUAAUGGAAUAAAAAAUAAAAAUGUAAA